CGAUCAGCUGAUCAGUGUUUACAUCCCGCACUGUGGCCGCUCGCGCUGGAUGUGAACAGGGGCUGAAACCCGACGGGAAAAGAGACGAUGGAGGAGACGAGCCCACCGCGGAACGGCUGUUAAAAGUGACCAGUAAACCGACACUGUGUGUUGUGGUCAGACGCUGAGUCACCGCAGCGCUGUUUCUUUGUUUGCGGCGGAGAUCAGAUUUAGCUCAGAGCCCAUCUGCUGCCUUUUAUUUCCAGCCAGACCGACUGGGUGCAUCUGAGUAUAUAACUACAAUGGGUGGAGCAGUGAGCGCAGGUGAGGACAAUGAUGAGUUGAUUGACAACCUGAAGGAGGCCCAGUACAUCCGUACAGAGCUGGUGGAGCGUGCCUUCAGGGCUAUUGAUCGUGCUGACUACUAUCUAGAGGAGUUCAGAGACAGCGCCUACAAGGACUUGGCCUGGAGACAUGGCAACAUCCACCUUUCUGCUCCCUGUAUCUACUCUGAGGUGAUGGAGGCACUGGACCUGCAGCCAGGCUUGUCCUUUCUCAACCUGGGAAGUGGGACAGGAUACCUCAGCACCAUGGUGGGCCUCAUAUUGGGCCCAUUUGGUGUGAAUCAUGGUGUGGAACUACAUGCUGAUGUCAUUGAGUAUGCUUAUCAGAAGCUGGACUGCUUUAUCAAGACGAGUGACAGCUUUGACAGGUUUGAGUUCUGUGAGCCGUCGUUUGUAAUUGGGAACUGUCUGGAGAUUGCCCCAGAGAGCAGGCAGUAUGACAGGGUGUACUGUGGAGCAGGGGUCCAGAGGGAGCAUGAAGAUUACAUGAAGAACCUCCUAAAAGUUGGAGGUAUCCUUGUUCUACCUUUAGAGGAAAAGCUUACUAAAAUUACUAGGACGGGAUACAACACAUGGGACACCAAGAAGAUCAUUGCGGUGUCCUUUGCACCUCUUGUACUUCCAAAACACAGAGAAAAUGGCAAACCCAGAGCAGUAUCUCUACCUGCCAUGUUUGAGGUCCGAAGUCUUCAGGACUUGGCUCGCAUCUCCAUCCGGCAGACGCUGAAGAAGUCAGUGUCUGGGUCGUGGCCUCUGCCCCAGAGAGUGGGUUCCAGAGGCAGGUCCCGCCUGAAACAGAAACGAGAACACCGCGACUCCACGCUACUGACGAAUCGCUACGUGUUCAUGAGUCGUCUGAUCCCUGGACCUAUGGAUGACAACAACAACCAGUCAGGGACAGAUGAUGAAGAGGAGGACUGCAGAGGAGUUUGUGAACGUGAGGAGGAUGAGGCAGAAGAAGAUGAAGAUGGGAGGAGGAAGGAGGGAAGAGUUCUGCUAAUUGAAGCUCCUGUUAAUGUCCUGAGGGAGAAGAUCCUCAGCCUCCCUCUUCCAGAGCCACUCAAGAUGUACCUUCUAUAUUACAGAGAGAAGUAAGCCCAGCUCAGUUACAGACUACCUACAGGUACCCAGUGCCCCAUCAGUCUAACUCCUGCCUUGUCAGCAGAGCUGCAAAGUGCAAUUUUUUAAUGGUCAAAUAAUCAGUGGUUACUAUAAAGGACUCAUCCAUUUUUUUUAUCUGCCAUCAAGCACAAACAGCUUUUUAGAGUAUGCUAUGUAGACUUAUUCUGAUUCGUCGCCGUCAUUGCAAAAUCUUCUAACUCCACUUUUUGUUUAAAGCCGCUCUUUACACUGUUGCAACGUUUCAUGAAGAUUAACUAACAGAAAUGGUCCAAAAUCUAGUUAUUAGACCUAUUAUGAUCAUCAAAUUAAUUUGAUUGUCAUAUAAAUAAUUGCAAUUAAAAAUUAGUCUUUUUUGCUUGUUGUAUGCAAAUAUUAAUAUACAAGUCUAAAGUAGCCAAAUUGACUCAUUUUGCUCUCAACUGACGACAGACGCAGCUUGAGCUCAAAUGCACAAACAUUACUCAUCGCUGCUCUGUAAAGGUGUCUUAGCACCCGUCACAAGUUUGCCGUUUUUAGUACAUAUGUUUUCUGCUUUCUUUUGCAUUUGCCUCAACUGAACGGUUAAAAACACUCCUAAUUCACACUGUGAGUUGUGACAUAAACAUUUUGGAUCAUGUAAGCUGACCACUGUGGAAAACCACAGUGAUCAGACAAUUCUGAAAUAACUAUGACAGGCUUAAUAGUUAUAUCAACCUAUAUUAAAUAUAAGAAUGUUUUUCCCCCCUUCUCCUAUAAAAUGAUCAUUUAGGAGAUGUAUGUUUUAAUGACAACGAUAAUAACAAAUACUGUUCAGUACAAAAUGUUUUACUAUAUAUUAAAUAAUACAUUUUAAUAUAUUCAUACAAAUAAGCCAAAACGUUAUGACCUCCUGCCUAAUAUGUUGUUUUUCCUUCACAUGCUGCCAAUGCAGCCCUGACCCAUUGAGGCAUGGACUCUUUUAAGACCUUUGAAAGUGCCCUGUGGUAUCAAGUAUCAUGACGUUAGCACCGGAUCGGUUAGAUUCCGCAAGUUGUGAGGGGGUGCCGCUCUUGAUUUUAACCAUCAUUAAAAUUUUCUGCCAAAGUAGCCCUUCUGUCAGUUCAGACCAAAUGGGGUAGCCUUUGUUGCCCUUGUGCAUCAGUGUGCCUUGGGUGCCCAACACCCUGUUGCCAGUUCAUAGUUUGUCCCUUCUCAGACCACUGUCGGUACGUACUCACCACUGACUAGCAGCUCCCCAAUGGAGAUGCUCUGACCCAGUGGUCUGGCCAUCACAAUUUGGCCUUUGUCAGUCACCGAAGUAUUCAAGCCUGCCUAUUUGUCCUACAUCUAAAAUGUUGACUAUGAUAACCAGCUGUUUGCUUACCAAUAUAUUUGAGAUCUUGACAUGGGCCUUUGAUAAGCAACAUUAUUUGCCUUAUCCAUGAGUGGUCAUUAUGUUUUGGCUCAUCUGUAUAUUUAUAUAUGUAUUAAAGCUUGAAUUUGAAAUUGCAAAAAGACAUUUUUCACACAAGGCAAAACUUAAAUCAGUACAAACUAAAUAUGAACAGCAAAUGUCUUCGUUUUUAGUAAAUCUAUUUUUGAGGAAAGUGCCCCUAGCACUGCUAUAACAGUUCCUGAUUGGGCCAUUAAGCAUUGUGUAUUUCUUCUUUCAAAAAUAUUCAGGACAAUAGAAGAAAUCAAAGAUUUGCCAUUUUCCAGAACUAAUCAUCCCUACAUGUCAACAACCUCUUUUUCAAUAUAUCUGAAUCAAUAUAUUUCUCUUACUGCCUGCUGAUGUUAAAUGUAGUCUCCUAGUUUACUCGCCAGGUUUUUUGCUUUUUUGUUUGUCCGAGACUGAGACAGAGCCUUCACUGGAUUCCUUUGCUCUUUCCUUCUUAUGUCAGUAGACGUAUUACUCUAAACAAUGGCCGAUGGCCUGCUGAAUCACAAAACUUGUGUUGCGUGGAACCGUUUGGCUUUGUGUGUUUUUGUGUAUUUCAUCUUUAUCUCGGAUUUUAGAGACUGAUACGUUUUAUGAAAAUGAAAUGACAAAAAAACGUUGUGUUUGUUUUCAAUGAAGUGUGUGAAAGAUUCAAUUACUUCAGUGAUCUCAUGUGAGAAAUUCUACUGUGCUUUGGAAAAAAAUGUUAUAAAUAAAAGGUAUGCCUAACUCCACUGAAGUUAAGAGGGAUGUAGGAGUAUAUGUAAGUUCUCAUCCAACAGAGUGAUCCGAAUGUUUUGCUUCGGUUUUCAUGGUUUGUAUUAAACGUCUGUCUCCGUGUGCCAUGCUGAGUGCUACAGGACACACAAAUAUAAUAAACGAGUCAUUGUGGACUCAGGUGUUUUAAAAACCAA
Molecule: messenger RNA, 3758 nt
Organism: Pygocentrus nattereri (red-bellied piranha)
Lineage: Eukaryota; Metazoa; Chordata; Actinopteri; Characiformes; Serrasalmidae
Gene: pcmtd2a
Product: protein-L-isoaspartate (D-aspartate) O-methyltransferase domain containing 2a
Exons: 6
Coding region: 282-1418 (378 amino acids)
Biological process (GO): protein modification process
Cellular component (GO): cytoplasm
Molecular function (GO): protein-L-isoaspartate (D-aspartate) O-methyltransferase activity
Source: RefSeq, a predicted model, not a curated record